AUGAAAGAGAUGGAUGUUGCUGCAUAUCUAUUUAUAUCUGGUCCGGCCGUAAACAGCCCGCUCCGAGGAACCGGUCAGCGCGCCGGAGGAAUGCUCUCGCGUCUACGCGUGAGAAACCGAUCUUCGCUCAUUGCGAUGUACAUCGCGGCAUGUGUUAGAGAAAUUGAAUUCACUCGCCGGAAUUUACGUGUGCACGGAGCGAUGUAUCCAAUUCUAGUCGACGUCCGACUCGGACGACCGCGAAGGCGAACGUGCUAA
This is a messenger RNA of Leptosia nina, 258 nucleotides long. Lineage: Eukaryota; Metazoa; Arthropoda; Insecta; Lepidoptera; Pieridae. The record is from the annotation of a GenBank genome assembly.